UAAAAUGGCGUAUGACGAAAUGAUAUCCUCUUUAAUUCUUGCGAAAAAAAAAUAAUUUAUAAAAUUUAGAGGAACUUGUGACGUAAUUUACGGUGGUUGUGGUACAUUGGCCUCUGAUUGAUCGUUUCUUUCAUCUGAAAUACAUUGGGACGUCUUUUAGUCCCAACUGAAGAGAAAUGAGUCAAAAUGGCGAAGGUCCUGACGAAGGUGAUUCUUCAUCUUCCAAUUCCAAGAAAAGCGGAUCGCCAAGUAAACCUCCAAGACCUCCACCUCCAUCUAACUGCUCGAAAUUGAAGCGUCCUCCAAGUAUUCAACAGCAUCUAGAUGCUCUGCAGCCUUUAAAGGAAAAUCGAGUUCGUUGGUUUGUAAAAGAAGACAAGAAAUGGAUCCCAUUUAAUGGCUGUGAUUCCUUGGCUAUUGAACGCAGCUAUCGUCAAAUCCUGGCUCUUGAGAGCCGAGUUGAGGACAGUUCAAAGAUUCUUAAUACUUCUACGAUUUAUGAAAUGCCUACUGUUAAAGGUGGCUUGUAUGAGGUGGAUGUUGUUGCUAGGGAAUGUAAACCUAUAUACUGGAAAGAUGACAGUCAGCCAGUGUGUCGAGGAACUUGGUUCACUGGGACCUCUUCGCUGGAAACUUGGCAGCCACUUAGUGAGGAUGAUAGUGAGCAGAUUGAAGCAUCGCACCAGACUAUGCUAAGGGCUAUGGGAUUCCAACCUGGAAUAACUGACAGUGAUAAAGCAGUUUGUGAAAGCCAAGGACUUAGCCGGCUCACUCUGAAAGGUUUUUACGUGGAAUGGAAUGACAUCUCUGAUGUGUGGUUGUACUGGAAUGAUGUCAAAUCUAGAAUAAUUAGAAAUGUUGGAGGAAAGAUUGGAUUCUCAUCUGGCCCUGCAACACAGAUUCACCGUGGAUAUCACACAGUUGCCAAACCUGGUGACAGACCUCCCGACAUAUCUCAUUUGAUUUUUGUGGUUCAUGGAAUUGGACAAGUAAGGGACAGGAGCAGUAUUGUCAAGUGCUGUGUCAGCCUCCGUCAGUGUGCAGUAACAGUGAUAGAGAAACUUUUUAUGGAUGAUCCACCCGAUCACCGAGUGGAGUUUAUACCAGUGGAAUGGAGAUCAUCACUGAAAUUAGAUGAAGAUCAUUGAUGGUGUAAGAGAUGAAAUGAACCGUUUGUACACCAAAUUCUGCAUCAGAAAUCCUUCUUUUGAGGAAAGAAACGGCAAAAUUUCAAUAGUAGCCCACUCGUUGGGGAGUGUGAUUACAUAUGACAUCUUAACACUUUGGGACAUGGAAUUGAGACAUCUUCCUCAAGAUGCCACAAAAAGCACCGGCUUUCUUACAGAAAGCCUGCAGUACUUGCGGUCAGUGACCAGCUUGACGAGUAAUGAGCAGAAGGAGUCUGGGCCCAAGGCUAAGAAGAAAGAGAAUGUACGAGUUGAACUUGCCAAAGCUCGGAGCGAAGUGAUGAGGCUUGAGGCGAUGGUGUUGAGUGAGGUGGAGCACGAGAAACAAGGCGCUGAAAAAAGCUGGGACGAAUGCCCUUUAGCGCUGAGGUUUAAGGUGGAAAACUUAUUCUGUGUUGGAUCGCCGCUAGCAGUAUUUUUGACACUUCGAGGGCUCAGACCACAAGACGACGUUGAAGAUCACGUGUUACCAAAGUCUGUUUGCAAGCGUGUGUUAAAUAUUUACCAUCCAGCUGACCCUGUGGCCUACCGCUUAGAACCAUUGCUGAGUGCAGACUAUAGCAGCAUUCCUCCGGUACAACUACACCGCUACGACAGUAAACAGUCAGGCUACACUGAAACUAAACCAACUGGUAAGAUUUCCAAGUGGGGAGGUAUUUUAGCGGCAUAUCGAGUUGGUUUCUCUAAACAAAAAACAGACGAUGAAGCUAGUGAUCGAUCAAACAGCCCAAACAGUGAGGAAAAUACAGAGGAAGACCUCGUGGUUGUACACAAUGCCGAAUCUGGGGAAGGCGCUCAAGACGACGAAGGAGCUUCAUGCACUAUCACCGACGGCGGUUCAUCGACUUCUUCCAAGCGGACAGGUUGGAUCGCGAGUUUGUUCGGUUCUUCUAAACCAUCCACGUCCAGUAACUCCAGCCAGGAAUCGGAAGAAACGUCAGAAACAGAUGGCGGUGUCAAGAAGAAACCAGAACAAGCAAAAAAUGAAGAACACCUCUCAGUACCAUCGAAAGUUUUAAAGGAACGACUCGACUUCACUCUCCGAGAAGGAUACAUGGAAAGUAACUACUGGUCUGCAGUCACCUCCCAUGUAUCGUACUGGGGGUCGUGUGAUGUGACACGAUUCGUUCUAGAGAAUUGCCUGGAUCCAGCACAAAAUAUGGACCAACCUUAAGAUGAUUGGAGAAAAGUAAGACAUCAAUAUUUAUAUUGAUAAUUGUAUGGUUGGUAGAUAAUCAGAAAUUGCCUGGAUAGCUAUUAUUCUUUAAUUUCAAGUAAAACUGUCCAAUUAAGGAUUUAUUUAAAUUGUUUCAUACUAGCCAAAUUAAUCCCAAAUUGGACAGUUUUAAAAAUUUAAAGAAUGAUAGCGGACUGAGCAAUGCCCAAAUACAACUGACCAGCUAUAUAAUUAAUAAGUAAGACUGAGGACUGCAUGCUGUCCAAUUUUGGAAAUAAUUGGAUUCAAAAAAUUUCUCUUACUACUAAAUUGGACUCAGCCUACGGCCUCAUCCAAUUUGGGGCUUCCUCAGAAUUUUUUUUAUGCAGUUAUUUCCAAAUUGGACCGCAUAGAGUCCCAUUACAUAUACCAAUGUAAGGACCUGGGAUCUCUAGUAAUUCACUUCAGUUAGUUCACUGAGAAUGGAAAUUUUCUUUACUAUUUCUGGAAAAUAACCCAAAGAACUAGAGCCAAGAGAAUGUUUUUUUCAAAUUUUAUUCAUUUUUGGUUAGUUACGCUUGCAAAAGCACUUCAGAUGGACUAUUUUUAUCUACCUGUAAGUGUGGCUGGAAUAUGUUUUAACUCGAGGUGAUCUAGAGUGGAGUAGCCCUGGCUUUAUUGCAGUUUCAAAAGCUUGAAUAGGUGCUAUAGAAAUAUUAUUUUGCAGCAGUUGUGUCGUAGGGCUCAAAUGAAGAAUGUUUGAGAUGUCAUUUAAGAGAAAUUGUAAUGAGAUUUAACAGUGAGGAAGCGAGGCCUUCACAACGGUAGGCGCACAAUCUUGAGGACGCCGUUGCGUUAUGAACACGGCGUGAAAAAGUGUGAAUUGCGUUGCGAUGGAUUCGCGCGCAUGUCAUUUCACUGGUCAUUGUUUUUAGUUAAAUCUACCAUGGAUGACACAAACUUAUUCGUUGUAAAAAAUUGUUUACAAACCCUGUAUAGACUAGUUUAUGUCAAAUCAUUACUUGGACAGAAAGAACUCCAAAUUCUCUUCACUAAUUUAUAAGGAAAUAUUGAGCUGCUGGUUAUGAGAAUCACUAAUCAGAUCUUGGGAGGUAAAUAAUUUUAACGCAGUCUUGUUCCCCUGUUCUGGAAGUUAGGUCUGCAUCUGCGAUCAACCUUGUUCCCAGGGCCUUUUCCCUUAGUUAGGGGGUGGGGCGGGAAAGGGGAAAAGGCCCUGAGAACGAGGUUGGUCUGAGAUUGUUGGCAUAUAGCCGGUUCUGUUGCAAUUCAAAAGGAUUUCUCAUCACUAGCUAUCUAAACUAUUUUGAAUACAUAAAAAAAUCUUAGGCUAUUCAUAAAAUCCUAUAAACAAAUAAAUAGUUUAUCUUGAUAUUUAGUGUAAAUAUGUGACAAGCAUGUGGACUAAAAAAAAAAACUGACUGGUAUUUUUUACGCGGUGUCUUGUACUGAAAAAUGUCAAGAAUGGUUCAAUAAAUAAAUCGUAAAGUUGUGCA
This is a messenger RNA of Stylophora pistillata, 3857 nucleotides long. RefSeq names its product phospholipase DDHD1. NCBI's taxonomy places the organism in Eukaryota, Metazoa, Cnidaria, Anthozoa, Scleractinia, Pocilloporidae. Gene Ontology annotation, molecular function: metal ion binding; glycerophospholipase activity. Gene Ontology annotation, cellular component: cytoplasm. The record is from RefSeq and is a predicted model, not a curated record.